Messenger RNA from Elephantulus edwardii (Cape elephant shrew), 8073 nucleotides. It is a transcript of the gene ABCA1, whose product is annotated as ATP-binding cassette, sub-family A (ABC1), member 1. Gene Ontology annotation, biological process: lipid transport; transmembrane transport. Gene Ontology annotation, molecular function: ABC-type transporter activity; lipid carrier activity; ATP hydrolysis activity. Gene Ontology annotation, cellular component: intracellular membrane-bounded organelle; membrane. The transcript has 50 exons. The coding region runs from base 412 to 7194 and encodes 2260 amino acids. NCBI's taxonomy places the organism in Eukaryota, Metazoa, Chordata, Mammalia, Macroscelidea, Macroscelididae. The record is from RefSeq and is a predicted model, not a curated record.
AGGAGGGAGAGAACAGGCUUUGACCGAUAGUAACCCCUGCAUUCGGCGCAGCCGAAUCUAUAAAAGGAACUAGUCCCGGCAAAAACCCCGUAAUUCCGAGGGCGAGUGAGAGGGGCCGGGUCGGCGGAGAGGAGCGGACACCUCUCUCCCCCGCAGCGUGUGGGCAGGAAGGGGGUACUGCGGCCCCAACGCCGCCAGUGCCAGUGUCUGGGGGCGCUUUGCUGAUUUUCUUCCCCCCUCCCCAUUUCUCCGGAAGGGCUUUUCAAGGGGUAGGGGAAAGAGACGGUGACAGAAAAGUGGAGAACAGUUAAUGACCAGCCACAGCGUCCCUGCUGUGAGCUUCUGUCACUGCCUCCGAGGGCUGGGCUCCGGAGCCACACUGCAGGUUGCUGUGGGUGCCGCUCAGGUAACAUGGCGUGUUGGCCUCAGCUGAGGUUGCUGCUGUGGAAGAACCUGACUUUCAGAAGAAGACAAACAUGUCAGCUGUUCCUGGAAGUGGUCUGGCCUCUGUUUAUCUUCCUGAUCCUGAUCGCUGUUCGGUUGAGCUAUCCACCCUAUGAACAACAUGAAUGUCACUUUCCAAACAAAGCCAUGCCCUCUGCGGGAACACUGCCUUGGGUUCAGGGGAUUAUCUGUAAUGCCAACAACCCCUGUUUCCGCUAUCCGACUCCUGGUGAGGCUCCCGGAGUUGUUGGCAACUUUAAUAAAUCCAUAGUGUCCCGCCUGUUCUCAGAUGCUCAGAGACUACUUCUGUAUAGUCAGAAGGACACCAGCAUGAAGAACAUUCACAAAGUUAUGAGCACAUUACAGCAGAUUGAGAAUUCCCGCUCACGUUUGAAGCUUCAGAACUUUCUGGUGGACAAUGAAACUUUCUCCGGAUUCCUUCAGCACAACCUCUCUCUGCCAGAGCCAGUUGUGAACAGGAUGAUGGGGGCUCACGUUAGUCUCCAGAAGGUAUUUGUGCAUGGAUACCAGUUACAUUUGGCCAAUCUGUGCAGUGGGUCAAAAUCAGAAGAGGUGAUUCAGCUUGGUGACCUAGAAGUUUCCACACUUUGCAAACUGCCAAGGGAGGGACUGGAUGCAGCGGAGCAAGUGCUUCGCUCCAACCUGGACAUCCUGAAGCCCAUCCUAGUAAAACUAAACUCCACAUCUCCUUUCCCAAGCAAAGAACUCGCUAAAGCUACAGAAACUUUGCUCAAUAGUCUUGGAUCACUGGCCAAAGAGGUCUUCAGCAUGAGGAGCUGGAGUGACAUGCGGCAGGAGGUGUUGUUUUUGACCAACACCAGCAGUUCCAGCUCCUCCACCCAGAUAUACCAGGCAGUGUCCCGCAUUGUGUGCGGCCAUCCCGAGGGUGGGGGACUGAAGAUCAAGUCCCUCAACUGGUAUGAGGACAACAACUACAAAGCCCUCUUUGGGGGCAAUGGCACCGAGGAAGAUGGCGUCUUCUAUGACAAUUCUACAUCUCCAUACUGCAAUGAUUUGAUGAAGAAUUUGGAGUCUAGCCCUCUUUCCCGCAUUAUCUGGAAAGCUCUUAAGCCUCUGCUUGUAGGGAAGAUCCUGUAUACACCUGACACUCCAGUCACCAGGGAGGUUAUGGCUGAGGUGAACAAGACCUUCCAGGAACUGGCUGUGUUCCAUGAUCUAGAAGGCAUGUGGGAAGAGCUCAGCCCCAAAAUCAGAACCUUCAUGGAGAGCAGCCAAGAAAUGGACCUUGUCCGGACAAUGUUAGACAGCAGAAGCAAUGAUCACUUCUGGGAAGAGCGAUUAAAAGGUGUAGGCUGGACAGCCCAGGACAUUGUGGCAUUUCUGGCCAAGCACCCUGAGGAUGUCCUCUUGGGGAACGGCUCAGUGUACACCUGGAGAGAGGCUUUCAAUGAGACCAACCAAGCCAUUCAGACCAUAGCUCGCUUCAUGGAGUGUGUCAAUUUGAACAAAUUGGAACCAAUAGCAACAGAAGUCCGCCUCAUCAACAAGUCCAUGGAGCUUCUGGAUGAAAGGAAAUUCUGGGCUGGGAUUGUGUUCACUGGAAUUGCCCCCAACAGCGUUGAGCUGCCCCAUCAUGUCAAGUACAAAAUACGAAUGGACAUUGACAAUGUGGAGAGGACCAAUAAAAUCAAGGAUGGGUACUGGGACCCAGGUCCUCGGGCUGAUCCCUUUGAGGACAUGCGCUAUGUCUGGGGAGGCUUCACCUACUUGCAGGACGUGGUGGAACAGGCUAUAAUCAGGGUGUUGACGGGAACCGAGAGGAAAACUGGUGUUUACAUGCAGCAGAUGCCCUACCCCUGUUAUGUCGAUGACAUCUUCCUGCGGGUGAUGAGCCGGUCCAUGCCCCUCUUCAUGACGCUGGCCUGGAUCUACUCUGUGGCUGUGAUCAUCAAGGGUAUCGUCUAUGAGAAGGAAGCCCGACUCAAGGAGACCAUGCGGAUAAUGGGUCUGGACAACUGCACGCUCUGGCUCAGCUGGUUUAUCAGCAGUCUCAUCCCUCUGCUCGUGAGUGCCAGCCUGCUGGUGGUCAUCCUGAAGUUAGGAAACCUGCUGCCCUAUAGCGACCCCAGCGUGGUGUUCAUCUUCCUGUCUGUGUUUGCCGUGGUGACCAUCCUACAGUGCUUUCUGCUCAGCACGUUCUUCUCCAGAACCAACCUGGCGGCAGCCUGUGGAGGCAUCAUCUACUUCAUGCUGUACCUUCCCUACGUCCUGUGCGUAGCCUGGCAGGACUACGUGGGCUUCUCCCUCAAGAUCUUUGCAAGCCUGCUGUCUCCCGUGGCGUUCGGGUUUGGCUGCGAGUACUUUGCCCUUUUUGAGGAGCAGGGCAUUGGUGUGCAGUGGGGCACCCUGUUUGAGAGCCCUGUGGAGGGAGAUGGCUUCAACCUCACUACCUCAGUUUCUAUCAUGCUGUUUGAUGCCUUCCUCUAUGGGGUGAUGACGUGGUACAUCGAAUCGGUCUUCCCAGGCCAGUAUGGAAUUCCCAGGCCCUGGUAUUUUCCUUUUACUAAAUCCUAUUGGUUUGGUGAAGAAAGUGAGGAGAAGAGCCAUCCUGGUUCCAGCCAGAAGGGAAUGUCGGAAGUCUGCAUGGAGGAGGAGCCCACUCACCUGAAGCUGGGUGUGUCCAUUCAGAACCUGGUGAAGGUUUACCGAGAUGGUAUGAAGGUGGCAGUCGAUGGCCUGGCACUGAAUUUUUAUGAGGGCCAGAUUACCUCCUUCCUGGGCCACAAUGGAGCAGGGAAGACCACGACCAUGUCCAUCCUGACUGGGCUUUUCCCUCCCACCUCGGGCACCGCCUACAUCCUGGGGAAGGACAUUCGCUCGGAGAUGAAUACCAUCCGGCAGAACCUGGGUGUCUGCCCCCAGCACAAUGUGCUGUUUGACAUGCUGACGGUGGAGGAGCACUUCUGGUUCUACGCCCGCCUGAAAGGGCUCUCCGAGAAGCACGUGAAAGCAGACAUGGAGCAGAUGGCUGUGGAUGUCGGGCUGCCACCCAGCAAGCUGAAGAGCAAAACAAGUCAGCUGUCAGGUGGAAUGCAGAGAAAAUUGUCUGUGGCCUUAGCCUUUGUGGGAGGAUCCAAAGUCGUCAUUCUGGACGAGCCAACAGCUGGUGUGGACCCUUACUCCCGCAGAGGGAUAUGGGAACUGCUGCUGAAAUACCGACAAGGCCGCACCAUCAUUCUCUCCACACACCACAUGGAUGAAGCGGACAUUCUGGGGGACAGGAUUGCCAUCAUUUCCCAUGGGAGGCUGUGUUGUGUGGGCUCCUCCCUCUUCCUCAAGAACCAACUGGGAACAGGCUACUACCUGACUCUGGUUAAGAAAGAUGUUGAGUCCUCACUCAGUUCCUGCAGAAACAGCAGCAGCACCAUGUCGUACCUGAAAAAGGAGGACAGUGUUUCUCAGAGCAGUUCUGAUGCUGGCCUGGGCAGCGACCAUGAAAGUGACACGCUGACCAUCGAUGUCUCCGCUAUCUCCAACCUCAUCAGGAAGCAUGUGGCUGAGGCCCGUCUAGUGGAGGACAUUGGCCAUGAGCUGACAUACGUGCUGCCUUACGAAGCCGCCAAGGAGGGAGCUUUUGUGGAACUCUUCCAUGAGAUUGACGACCGCCUCUCAGACUUGGGCAUCUCUAGCUAUGGCAUCUCAGAGACCACCCUGGAAGAAAUAUUUCUCAAAGUGGCGGAAGACAGUGGAGUGGAUGCAGAGACCUCAGAUGGCACUUUGCCAGCAAGACGGAAUAGACGAGCCUUUGGAGAUAGGCAGAGCUGUCUUCACCCAUUCACAGAGGACGAUGCCAUGGAUCCCAAUGAUUCCGACAUCGACCCAGAAUCCAGAGAGACAGACCUGCUCAGUGGAAUGGAUGGCAAAGGUUCCUACCAAGUGAAGGGCUGGAAGCUCACACAGCAGCAGUUUGUGGCCCUUUUGUGGAAGAGGCUGCUGAUUGCCAAGAGAAGCCGGAAGGGCUUCUUUGCUCAGAUUGUGUUGCCAGCUGUGUUUGUGUGCAUUGCCCUGGUGUUCAGCUUGAUUGUGCCACCCUUUGGCAAGUACCCUAGCCUGGAACUUCAGCCCUGGAUGUACAAUGAGCAGUACACGUUUGUCAGUAAUGAUGCUCCGGAAGAUAUGAGCACCCAGGAACUCUUGAAUGCCCUCACUGGAGACCCUGGCUUCGGAACCCGAUGUAUGGAAGGAAAUCCAAUCCCAUACAAACCCUGCUUGGUGGGGGAGGAGGAGUGGACCACUGCCCCUGUUCCCCAGACCAUCAAGGACCUCUUCCAAAAGGGGAACUGGACGAUGGAGAACCCCUCACCUGCCUGCCAAUGUAGCAAUGACAAAAUCAAGAAGAUGCUGCCUGUGUGCCCCCCAGGGGCAGGAGGCCUGCCUCCUCCACAGAGGAAACAGAAUACUGAAGAUAUUCUUCAGAAUCUGACGGGAAGAAACAUUUCCGAUUAUCUGGUGAAGACAUACAUGCAGAUUAUAGCCAAAAGCUUAAAGAACAAGGUCUGGGUGAAUGAAUUUCGGUAUGGCGGGUUUUCCCUGGGUGCCAGUCAUUCUCAGGCGCUUCCUCCGAGUGAAGAAGUUAAUGAUGCCAUCAGGCAAGUGAAGAAACACUUGAAGGUGCCCAAGGAUAGUUCAGCCGAUCGAUUUCUCAGCAGCUUGGGAAGGUUCAUGACUGGACUGAACACUAAAAACAAUGUCAAGGUAUGGUUUAACAAUAAAGGCUGGCAUGCCAUCAGCGCUUUUCUGAAUGUCAUCAACAAUGCUAUUCUCCGGGCCAACCUGCAGAAAGGCGAGAACCCGAGCAAGUAUGGGAUUACUGCUUUCAAUCACCCUCUCAAUCUCACCAAGCAGCAGCUUUCAGAAGUGGCUCUGAUGACCACGUCGGUGGAUGUUCUGGUCUCCAUCUGUGUCAUCUUUGCCAUGUCCUUCGUCCCAGCGAGCUUCGUCGUGUUCCUGAUCCAGGAGCGGGUCAGCAAAGCGAAGCACUUGCAGUUCAUCAGCGGCGUGAGGCCGGUCAUCUACUGGCUUUCUAAUUUUGUCUGGGAUAUGUGCAACUAUGUGGUCCCUGCCACGCUGGUCAUUAUCAUCUUCAUCUGCUUCCAGCAGAAGUCCUAUGUGUCCUCCACCAACCUGCCUGUGCUGGCACUGCUCCUGCUGCUCUAUGGGUGGUCAAUCACACCCCUCAUGUACCCAGCCUCCUUCGUGUUCAAGAUCCCCAGCACAGCCUACGUGGUCCUCACCAGCGUGAACCUCUUCAUCGGGAUCAAUGGCAGCGUGGCCACAUUCGUGCUGGAGCUCUUCACCAGCAAUAAGCUGAAUAACAUCAAUGAUAUCCUGAAGUCUGUGUUCUUGAUCUUUCCACAUUUUUGCCUGGGACGAGGGCUCAUUGACAUGGUGAAGAACCAGGCAAUGGCCGAUGCCCUGGAAAGGUUUGGGGAGAACCGCUUUAUCUCGCCCCUGUCCUGGGACUUGGUGGGACGGAACCUCUUUGCCAUGGCCGUGGAAGGUGCAGUGUUCUUUCUCUUCACGGUGCUGAUCCAGUACAGAUUCUUCAUUAGACCCAGACCUAUAAAUGCAAAGCUUCCUCCUCUGAACGAUGAGGAUGAAGAUGUGAGGCGGGAAAGACAGAGAAUUCUUGAUGGAGGAGGACAGAAUGACAUCUUGGAAAUCAAAGAAUUGACAAAGAUUUAUCAAAGGAAGAGGAAGCCUGCUGUUGACAGGAUCUGUGUGGGCAUUCCUCCUGGCGAGUGUUUUGGACUUCUGGGAGUUAAUGGGGCUGGGAAAUCAUCCACUUUCAAGAUGUUAACUGGAGAUACCACUGUUACCCGAGGAGAUGCUUUUCUUAACAAAAACAGUAUUUUAUCAGACAUCCAUGAAGUACAUCAAAACAUGGGCUACUGCCCUCAGUUUGAUGCUAUCACAGAGCUGCUGACUGGGAGAGAACAUGUGGAGUUCUUUGCUCUCUUGCGAGGAGUCCCAGAGAAAGAAGUUGGCAAGGUUGGUGAAUGGGCAAUUCGGAAACUGGGCCUUCUGAAAUACGGAGAGAAGUAUGCUGGCAACUAUAGUGGAGGCAACAAACGUAAGCUGUCCACAGCUAUCGCUCUGAUUGGCGGGCCACCAGUGGUGUUUUUGGAUGAACCAACUACAGGCAUGGAUCCCAAGGCCCGGAGAUUCCUGUGGAAUUGUGCCCUUAGUAUCAUCAAGGAGGGAAGAUCAGUAGUACUUACAUCUCACAGUAUGGAAGAAUGUGAAGCUCUCUGCACUAGGAUGGCAAUUAUGGUCAACGGGAAGUUCAGGUGUCUUGGCAGUGUUCAACAUCUGAAAAACAGGUUUGGAGAUGGCUACACAAUAGUGGUACGAAUAGCAGGGUCAAAUCCUGACCUGAAGCCUGUCCAGGAAUUCUUUGGACUUGCCUUUCCUGGAAGUGUCCUAAAAGAGAAGCACCGGAAUAUGCUGCAGUACCAGCUUCCGUCUUCAUUAUCUUCUCUGGCCAAGAUAUUCAGCGUCCUCUCCCAGAGCAAAAAGCGACUCCACAUAGAAGACUACUCUGUUUCCCAGACAACACUUGACCAAGUCUUUGUGAACUUUGCCAAGGACCAAAGUGAUGAUGACCACUUAAAGGACCUGUCGCUACACAAAAACCAGACAGUAGUGGACGUUUCCGUGCUUACGUCAUUUCUGCAAGAUGAGAAAGUGAAAGAAAGUUAUGUAUGAAGACUUUUGUUCAUACAGAGUGGCUGAAAGAAAGGUGAAACUAACCCUUCCUUCACACCGUGGUGAAGUGUUCUGGAGGAAGAGCCAGAAGUUUCUGUGGGAAGAAAUAAACUGGAUACUGUACUGAUAACUGUUCAAUGCAAUGCAAUUCAAUGCAAUGAAAACAAUAUUCCAUUACAGGGGCAGUGCCUUUGUAGCCUUUUCUUGUAUGGCUCUCAAGUGACAAAGACUUGAAUUUAGUUUAUUACCUUAUGCCUGUGUGAAACUCUAGUAUGGAACCCUGUGGACAUAGGGGUUUGACAUGUACUCUUUUGUAUUCUCACUGGGAUUGCAACCAUCAUUCAUUGCAUAAUCAUGGCCAGUGGUUAUUUAUCACCAUCAAAAGGCAUGUACAUCCUCAUUCAUUAAGCUGUGCCAUGCCAGGAGACUGGUUUCCUGGUGACACAUCCAUUGCUGGCAAUGAGUGCGCCAGAAUUCCUAGUGCCAAGUUGCUCAGAAAGGCUGAAAGCACCGUGGUGUGUCAUAUACACGUCUGUGAAAGCUGCUCUCUACUCAGUCUUAUUGACAUCUUUUAAGUAUCAGGCGACAAAAUGGUGCCAUGUGUGGGUUACGUCCUGCUUCAAUUAUCUUAUUGAUAAGCUGUGUAGUGUGGUAACAUGCAAAAUAUGAGUAUCUCUAGACACUUGAGACUUGGUUCCACUGCACAUAGCCCCUCGCAUGGAGCUGUGGGUAUCCCAUGGCUUGCUGGGACUCCUACUCAUACUUAGAUCCUGGUAAAAGGCAAAGAAUCCGCAGCCAGACUGCAGCAGUGGAACGCUGCUGAGGUCCAGGCAUGAAAUUAAAGGGAUGGCUUGAAGACUAGAGGAGGCCAGAGUCCAU